This is a messenger RNA of Chlorocebus sabaeus (green monkey), 3099 nucleotides long. RefSeq names its product nescient helix-loop-helix 1 (gene NHLH1). Lineage: Eukaryota; Metazoa; Chordata; Mammalia; Primates; Cercopithecidae. Gene Ontology annotation, biological process: regulation of transcription by RNA polymerase II. Gene Ontology annotation, molecular function: DNA-binding transcription factor activity, RNA polymerase II-specific; protein dimerization activity; RNA polymerase II cis-regulatory region sequence-specific DNA binding. The record is from RefSeq and is a predicted model, not a curated record.
AUUUGUAUAACAUCUUUGGAGAAUGUGUAUUCUAAUCUUUUGCUCAUUUUUUUUCUUUAAAAAAUUUUUAUUUACAUAAAUUUAUUGGGUACAAGUGCAAUUUUGUUACACGCACAGAUUGCAUAAUGGUCAAGUCAGGGCUCUUAGGAUGUCCAUCACCUGAAUAACAUACAUGGUACCCAUUCUGUAAUUUCUCAUUUCACCCCCCUCCCAACCCCUCUUUUGCCCAUUUUUAAAUUGGGUUAUUUUAUUUUAUUUUUUUGUUAUUGAGUUGUAGGAUUUAUUUGUAUGUUCUAGAUAUUAACCGCUUAUCAGAUAUAUAAUUUGCAAAUAUUUUCUCCCAUUCCAUAGAUUGCUGUUUUACUCUGUUGAUUAUGUUCUUCAAUAAAUUAAAGUCUGAUGUGGUCCCAUUUUUUCUAUUUUUGCUUUUGGUGUCACAUCCAAGAAAUCACUGCUGAGUCCAACGUCAUGAAGGUCUCUCCCUGUUUUCUUCUAGGAGUUUUAUGGUUUUAGAUCUUCAAUCCUCUUGCUCAGUUUUAACCUGCCUGGUGUAUCCUUCUCAUCACUUCUGCUCCUUUCCUGUUACUCGUUUUCUCUUCCCUUCUUAUUACCUUUCCUCCUCCUCUUCCUUUCACCCUGUCCACCUGCCUCUCUGUCUCUCAGCCUCUCCCCACCCCGACCCACACUCGUUUCUGCUGUUCUUCCCUCACACUCGCAGUUCCUUACCCCUCCCAGCCCACCUCAAACCUGCUUUCCUACCUCUGAGCUGAGCACUCCCUCCUCCCUCUGCUGCUACCACUUCUCUCUUCUCUUUUUCAGGCUUCAGACUAGAACCAUGACCAUGGAACCCUGAAGUGGCAGUGACUUCUAGAGCUCAGUGGCAGACCCGACGACCCCAGGCCCUUCCUCCCCCUCCCACCACCAGCUUUCAAGCUCCCAGAGGGAGGGGUGGGGAGGGGAUCCUGAUCUCACAGGGCAGGGGGCUUCCAUCAUGAUGCUCAACUCAGACACCAUGGAGCUGGACCUGCCACCCAACCACUCAGAGACUGAGUCGGGCUUCAGUGACUGUGGGGGCGGGGCGGGCCCUGAUGGUGCUGGGCCUGGGGGUCCGGGAGGGGGCCAGGCCCGAGGCCCAGAGCCGGGAGAGCCUGGUCGGAAAGACAUGCAGCAUCUGAGCCGCGAGGAGCGCCGGCGCCGGCGCCGCGCCACAGCCAAGUACCGCACGGCCCAUGCCACGCGAGAGCGCAUCCGCGUGGAAGCCUUCAACCUGGCCUUCGCCGAGCUGCGCAAGCUGCUGCCCACGCUGCCUCCCGACAAGAAGCUCUCCAAGAUUGAGAUCCUGCGCCUGGCCAUCUGCUAUAUCUCCUACCUGAACCACGUGCUGGACGUCUGAACUCGGCCUGUUUCCCACCUCCCGGACUUCUCUGGGGCCCCUUUCCACCGCUCACUGCUUAGAAUGGCCGCAUCCUCCCCGAGCCCUUAAACCUUGGCAUGGAGUCCCAAAGGCCCUGGGCCCAGGCAGAGAGCCCACUGGCUGGUCAUGAGGGCAUCUUUCUUUCACUGACCCAGGCACCUCGAGGGCUUUUCUCCUGGGUUCCUCCCGGGGUUUACUGCUGAGGCCCAGCUGUGCAGAAUUGUUUGCUAGUGUGGUUGGUAUGGAAUCCUUGCUAGCUUUACUAAGCCAGCCGCACUUGGAGUCUGCCCCCAAGCUCUCUCACGGCAUGCUGCCUCUUCUACCCCUAUGUCCAAAUUUUCAGCGACUACAGACCCCAGCUCUGUAUCCUAUCUGUUGUAGCUUCUCCUGCCCAUGGUGGGGAUGGGCUGUCAGAACUGCAAGGGAGGAAGACUGGGAUUAGAGUGGGAGUGGGCUUCUUCCUUCAAGAUCUCAGUCUCUCAGUGCUUGGCAGAGGGGCGGGGCCCUGGGGAGGCAGGGGUUGGUGCCCUGACUCCUGUGAGGGGAAUCUCAGUAGCUGGGAAUUAUGGAAAAACUCUUCCUAUUUCUGCCCAUCUCGUUCCUGUGGCUUAGCACAUACAGACCUCAGAUCUUACUUGGUAGUGAGUGCCUUGCCCUCUCCGAGCUAUUUGGCCACUUCCCUGCCCCUCUGACUCCUACUGUCCCAAUUUUCUCCCUCCCUGUGUGUCACUAGAGAAAAAAAAAAAACAAACACCUAGAUCCCAGAUUAGGGGAUGACAUCCCAAACAGCCCGGAGUAUUUGCAGGAGGCUCAGGCAACGAGUGGGCCACAUCUCACUUCUGCUUCCUCCAUCUCAACCCACCCUGAAAAUGUGCAGCACCCUCACUGGUUCCUCCCCCUCACAAAGAGAGUGCCCGAUUGUUGCCCUCUGGGAGUGCUCGGUUCUCCUGGCCCUAGGACCUACUUAUUAAAUUUUUUUUUUUUUCCUUGAUCUGCUUUUGGCAAGGGAAAAGACCCCCAACUCUGUGUCCCUACUCCAUGUUGCUGAUCCCCACCUGCACACUAUAACCCAGGGUCAGCAGUAGAAUGAAGGGCCUUAGAACCUGCACAGAAGAAAUGAACUCACUGCAUUUCUGUGUUCCCUUCUCCCUCGCAACAAACUCCUAGCUCUACAAGUAUAUUUAUUUAUUCAUCUAUUUAUUUAUUAUUUAUUUAUUUAUUUAUUUAUAAAUAUUGCUAUUUAUUGCCGAGUUGUGCACUUUGGGAUAGAGUGAGGGGCUCCCAGCAGCUCUAGCUGGGUCUUUCUUGCUUCCUCCCUGUUACUCCUCUCCUUUUCUUGCUCCUUCUUCAACUCUUGGUGUGUGUGAGCAUGCCCUUUGCUCGCCACACCAUAUCCUUUCCCCAGAUCCACCUGUCCUGACACUCUAGUCCUCCAGGAUAGUGCUCCUCCCCCAGCUUCGGGGCUCCUGGAUGUCCUUCCUCAACACCCUCCGCCCCUAGGCAGUCCCACCCGGUCCCGUCUGCCUAUUUUCUCUCCCCAGCCUGCCCUGUGACCCUUGCUUCUUCCUGAUACUCCCAAGAGCAGGCCCCAGGGGUCUGUGUCUUAUAUCUGUGUGUGAUUCCUUCUGGUUGCAUUCCCAAUUUCAUACAAAAGGAAAAAUAAAAGUGACCUCGUUCUAGCACCA